Molecule: messenger RNA, 1750 nt
Organism: Sorex fumeus (smoky shrew)
Lineage: Eukaryota; Metazoa; Chordata; Mammalia; Eulipotyphla; Soricidae
Product: acyl-coenzyme A synthetase ACSM2B, mitochondrial-like
Exons: 13
Coding region: 1-1716 (571 amino acids)
Biological process (GO): acyl-CoA metabolic process; fatty acid biosynthetic process
Cellular component (GO): mitochondrial matrix
Molecular function (GO): fatty-acyl-CoA synthase activity; fatty acid ligase activity
Source: RefSeq, a predicted model, not a curated record
AUGCGCUGGUCGGGGAAACUGCGGGAGGUGUGCACCCUGUGGAGGCCCCGGAGGCAUGCUGUCCUCCUUUAUGGCCGACGAUGGGCCUCUCUGCAGUGGGGCCGCCAGGAAGUCCCUGACAAGUUCAACUUUGUUCGUGAUGUGAUGGAUCACUGGGCAGGCAUGGAGAAGGCUGGCAAGCGAGCACCCAACCCUGCCCUGUGGUGGGUCAAUGGUGAGGGGCAGGAAGUGAAGUGGAACUUCAGCCAGCUGAGUGAAAUCAGCCAGCAGGUGGCCAAUGUCCUCACGGGCACAUGUGGCCUGCAGCGUGGGGACCGGGUGGCCUUGGUGCUCCCUCGAGUGCCCGAGUGGUGGCUGGUGACUCUGGGCUGCAUGCGAACAGGCCUCGUCUUCAUGCCAGGGACUGUCCAGAUGAGAGCCAAGGACAUUCUGUACCGGCUGCAGGCGUCCAAGGCCCGGGCCAUCGUGGCUGGGGAUGAAGUGGUCCAGGCGGUGGACACGGUGGCUCCCGAGUGCCCCGCCCUCAAGAUAAAGCUGCUGGUGUCGGAGCAGAAGCGGGACGGCUGGUUGGACUUUAAGACUCUGCUUCGAGGGGCCUCCGCCACUCACCACUGUGUGGAGACGGGAAGUCAGGAACCAGCAGCCAUCUAUUUCACCAGUGGAACCAGCGGCCUUCCCAAGAUGGCAGAACACUCCCACGCCAGCCUGGGCAUGAAAGCCCAGAUGGAUGCUAGUAUAUGGAUAAACCUGAAGGCCUCUGAUAUCAUAUGGACUGUAUCGGAUACAGGCUGGAUUCUGAACAUCUUGGCCUCAUUUUUGGAACCUUGGGCAUCAGGAGCAUGCACAUUUGUCCAUCUCAUGCCAAAGUUUGACCCGCUGGUUAUUAUCAAGGUGCUGUCCAGCUACCCAAUCAACAACUUGGUAGGUGCCCCCAUUGUUUACCGGACACUGCUACAGCAGGAUCUUUCCAGUCACAAGUUCCCACAUCUACAGCACUGCUUCAGUGGAGGAGAGGCCCUUCUUCCAGAAACUCUGGAGAGCUGGAAGGCCCAAACGGGACUGGACAUUCGAGAAUUCUAUGGCCAGACAGAAACGGGCCUCACCUGUCGAGUGUCCAAGACAAUGGAAAUCAAACCCGGCUCCCUGGGAACAGCCAUUCCCCACUACGAUGUGCAGGUCGUGGAUGCCAAUGGCAAUGUUCUGCCCCCUGAUACAGAAGGAGAGUUGGGUAUUAGGGUCAAACCCAUCAAGCCUGUGGGCAUCUUCUCGGGCUAUGUGGACAACCUUGAGAAGACAGCAGCCAACAUUCGAGGGGAUUUCUGGCUCCUGGGAGAUCGGGGCACUAAGGACCGUGACGGGUAUUUCCAUUUCAUGGGACGAGCCGAUGAUAUUAUUAACUCUAGUGGGUACCGGAUCGGACCAUCAGAGGUGGAGAACGCACUGAUGGAGCACCCCGCUGUGCUGGAGACAGCUGUUGUCAGCAGCCCAGACGCUGUCCGUGGAGAGGUGGUGAAGGCAUUUGUGGUCCUGGCCCCACAGUUCACGUCCCAAGACCGGAACCAGCUCACCAAGGAGCUUCAGGACCACGUGAAAUUACUGACAGCCCCCUACAAGUACCCCCGGAAGGUGGAGUUUGUCCCGGAGCUCCCCAAGACGGUCACAGGGAAAAUCCAGAGGUCAGAGCUCCGGAAGAAGGAGUGGGAGAAGUCUGCCUAGGCCCAGCGCCAUCUGCAAGGCCCUUUCCUUUUCC